Molecule: messenger RNA, 375 nt
Organism: Nematocida homosporus
Lineage: Eukaryota; Fungi; Microsporidia
Exons: 1
Coding region: 1-375 (124 amino acids)
Source: RefSeq, a predicted model, not a curated record
AUGGCUCGACUUGUUCACUUUAUUUCUAUUUCUCUGGCUAUCAUAGGUCUCAGCUUAGUUGCUGCGGCUGAUGAUGAUAGUAGCAAAGGAGAUGGUGGAGAAAAACCAGAUGAUACUGCACAAUCCACAACCGCAAACCCAAGUAGCGAAGCCAACCCCAAAUCAGCUGCCGAUGGAGUCUCUUUCCAACCCAUCAACCUUUAUGGGAAAAUCAACCAAAGCAAAGAUUCCGAUGCUGGUCUCACCUGCACCAAGAUGAACGCUAAUUGUAAGGCUGAAUAUAAGCACUCUGAUGGCAAAAAAGAAGUACGAGAGCUCGACUGGACCAAUCAACUACAUGAUGAGACGUCAGCACCAGGUACUGGCCCUGCUUAA